CUGAGCCGGUGGGGGGUGGAGUGAGUCGCUCUGGGUCAGUGUUUGUAACAGGAUGGGGUUGUCGGCCGACGAGCGAAGACCGAAAAAAAAACAUGCUGCUGUCCUGAGAGGUGAUGAGAAAUGAGCUUGAAGUGACUUCCGCUCUUCCCUAGACUCCGCCUCCUCCCCGUGACGUCACAGCUCCUUCCUGGAUCCUAGCGCCGCGUCCGUUCGCCUCCUGCUGGUCUAAGGGCGGCUGGCUGGCUGGCGUUUAUUCCACACGGCCGUUCCCCAGCGCGCGGGCUGCCUCUCCGCACUGCAGGACGCGAGGAAGUGAAAUGUGCUUCGACGAUCUGUGACAAGUUACGGCGUUAAUUAUCACGUCGUUCGCAUUUUUUUCAGUCGCGUUUGUUUUUUUUUGUGUUUUUUUCUUUACGGUUUUUUAUUUUUUUAUUCUUUUCCCCGUCAAGAGAUUCAUCUGCGGUGUGAUUUUCCUAUGAAUAAGAAGUGGAAUUUUGAUAAAAGGAGAGGAAUGUAAUAAGUGUUAUUUAGACACACUCUCAUCUCGUGUUGUGUUUCAAUGUUUUGUGAGUGUUUGUGUUCGAAUCCCUAGACGUCAUCAGUCGGGACUCCAUAUAAAAGAAAACAGAAAAGUCAUCGUGAAAGGAGAGAAAUAAAAAAAAUAAAAUAAAAUCCCGCGCUAAGUAGGAAGAUAAACACUGUGACGUCAUCGGGGGAAACAGAAUGACGUAGCGGAGAAGGAAUAUUACGUCACGAGCUUUAGCAUAAUAAAAGUGAUAUUCGAUUCCCUGCGAGACAACGAGUGCUUCGUGAAACUCGGAUUGUGAUUUCGAACCAAAGGAAUCAUCUGAGUUUUAAACAAGUGACUUACACACUACGCUGGAAUGAAGAAGUUCGCAGAUAAGUCAGGCUGGCUGAGGGUCGUGGUGUGUUGCCUCGCGCUCGUCGUCCACCACGGGCUGCGGGACGCCCUUAUCCCAGCGCUGCCCACGAUAGCCGCCCCUGAGGACGUCGAGUCGCCCACCACAGAGGCGUCUACUCCGGAGGCGUCCUACUCGAGCGCCGCGACAGACGUCACCAGCGCGACCACCGAUGUCACCACGGAUGUCCCUGGCAGUUCGAUCUCCACGACUUUCUCCUCCUCCUCCUCCUCCUCCUCCUCCUCCUCCUCCUCCUCCUCCUCCUCCUCUUCGUCCGCCUCGUUGUCGACGUCGAAACCCGUGAUCGACGCACUUUCUCCCGACGUGACCGCACCGCUGGUGGUUACCUCCUCCCCUGCGGUAUCGCCGGAGCCUAGCGAAUCUCUUUCUGCUGUUCCUCCUGAGCUCAAUUCCGUUCGCGCUGAUCCUUCGAAGGGAGUCGGGGCUUCUUCUGGAUCUCCUUCGGUCGAAGCGAGGCCCUUCGAGUCCAAUGCGGUGCUCGCGGAUCCCUCCGAGUCUCCUACAGUGCCUGUGGAUCCUUCUGAAUCCCCUACGGCGCCCGUGAGUCCUCAGGAUUCCCCUGCAGCGAAUGCCGACCCGGCGCUCCCCAGGAUUCCUGACCCCACACGGCGUCCCAACAGAAUAGUCAGAUCCUUAAUUUCCUCCCAGACCAUAUCCCCAAGUCGCCGCCCACCCACGCCACCGCAAUCCACGCCCGCAGACAGGCUCGUCUUGGACUCAACAGCUGCUCCGGAUCCUCCCGCAGACGACGUGUCUCCCGUGCUGAUCCUGGAGUCAGCCGUGAGGAAGGCCUCUCCUCCCGGCGCCGCGGCCUCCUUCUCCCUCCUCCCGGGCGACGGCGUGCUCGCUGCAGGCGGUGACCUCGCCGGGAGAAUCAGGAGCGUGUUCCGGCAAACGCUGGUGCGCGGGGUGCUCGCGGACGGCAAGCAGCUGCAGAAUGCCCUGGCGGAGGAACUCAAGCGGAACUCGUCCUCGUCCUCACGAGAGAAACCACUGAACGUGCUCAUCAACCGAAUCGACUUCUCGGGCGUCUGGUUGCGAUUGUCUGGCGAGCAAGGGCGCGACCAAGCGGGUGAAAGGAAUCCGGCCAUAAAAAACGUGGGCCUACAGGAAAGGUUCCUCCAGGACGGCAACAGCUGGUUACACGAGCUUCAGAAAUGGGAGUGGUUCUUCGGAGACUUGCCGAGGGAGGCUGGCUACUACGGACCCGAGAUGAAGGCUGGCUGGGGGCUGCUGGUCGAAGGGGCGGUGCUAAGCAGCGUCUACUGGGCGUGGCUUGUGACCGCCGCACUGGCUGAUAAGGUCGUCGACAAGGCAGGCGCGGGCGGUGUCCUGGCUGCUUCGGUGGGCGUGACGGGCGUCCUUGGACUCGUUACCCAUCCGGUGUCCCUAGCAGGUCCCUGGGCCCUGUUGGCGCUCAGGGUCGUUCAAGGGGCGGCUCAGGGCCUGAGCUUCCCCGCCAUCUUGAGAAUCCUCGAAGAUCUUCCAGAAUCUUCGCGGAACGUCGCUUCUCUGGUGACCUUCUUGGGUCCUUACCUGGGGACCUGUCUGGGCGUAGGACUAGGAAGCCUGGAGGACUGGUACGCGGCCACGUAUACCCUGGGUAGUGUGUCCUUGGCUCUUCUGCUGCCGUGCCUCCUGCUGCCGUCCGUCGAGGCCAACGUCCAUCAGAAUUUGGCGUGGCGACGCGUGCUGAAAUCCCGUGCAGUGUGGGCGUGUUUGGGCGUGCACGUUGCCAACACGUGGGUGAUGCAUUCUCUCCUAGUGGGCGUUCCCUUCUGCCUCACGUACUACAUUCAACAACCUUGUUAUAGAGGCUGGGGCACCGUGGCUGUCGUGAGCGCUGUCGCUGUCAUCUGUCGGCCCCUGGAGUUCUUUUCUCCUCGACUGGCUGAUAAGGGCCCGCUGUCGGGUCUGGAUCGGCGAAGGGCUCCUGUGUUGGCAGGCAGCCUCCUAGUGGUAACAGCUGUGAUCCUCAUGGCCACAAUCGGGCUGGAUUCCGCGGGCGUGCUGGUGGGCGUGGCGGCCGGGUGUGCUGGCGUGGGCGUCGGGCUGGUCAGAGUGGGCAACAGGCUUAACCUCGAGGACUUAGCUCCCCUCCAGCUGUGGCGUCUCGUUCACAUCUUCAACCUGACGGGGAUCUUAACUGCCGGCGUGGUUCCUGUGGUCCUGACGGCUUUCGCGCAGGCCGGAAAGAGCGGUUGGAUGGCUGUCUGGUUGGUGCCCCUCACGCUGGUGGUUCCUGCUGCUCUCCUGCACCUGUUCUGCCUCUCCUCCAAUGCCCAGUCUUGGGACCAGCCAGCGACGGGAUAUGACGGACCCGCCGCCCGCCCAGUCAGAGUGUCCACCAUCAGCGUAGGCGGGCUGGAAGGCGUGGGCGUGGGCGUGGGCGUUAUAGCCAAUGGACACGGCCCGCCCAAGGAGAUUAGGAGGUCGUUGAGGAGUCGACAGAGCUUCAAGAGCGCCAAGUCGGCUCUUACUUAUAAGACAGCGAUGUCCCGUCCAAGGGCGCGUUCUCUCUCCUGCAGGACGAUCGACGACGACUUGGAGGCCGACCUCAAGAGCGUCAUCGAGGAGGCCAGCGUCGAGUGUCGGAGUAUCGCGAUGGAGAGUGAGGUCGAGUGUCGAAGCGUGGCCUCGACCGUCUUCAAGAGCGAGUGCGACGACAUGUUCAGCGCCAUUGAAGGCACCGUAGGGGACGUCCAGCGGCGCGAUUUCCCCAACGCCCUCUAUAACGGCACCUCCUUAGACCGGACGACGGCGUGGCUGAGUUACCACUACUGCGUCGACAUGCCCCAGCGCUCUCUGUCUGUGCCCGGCUUCCCGACGAAGGAAGAGACGCGGAAGAGGAAUGUGGUGUUCGCGUUGGCUUGGUGACGAGGGAGAGAGAGAGAGAAGAGAGAAAAAAAAGGAAACGUCGAGUUUUGGUUUUGGUUGACGCGUGAGAGAAAAAAAAGAGGAACGUCGUGUUUUAUUUAGUUAUUUUUUUAUUUUAUUUAUUUCUUGAUUUAUUUUUGGGGGGUUGACGAGGAAGGUGGAUGGCGUGUUCUAUUUUUUGUUCGUUUUAUGUGACGAGGAUGGAAAAGAACGUCAUAUAUAUAUAUUUUUUUUGAGUUGGAUUAGUAUAGCUGGAAAAGGGACGUCGUAUAUACGUCGUGUUCUUGAGUUGGACUGACGACGCGGGAAGAAAAACGUCGUGUUUGGAUCCGUUUCCUGGCAACGAGAAGUGGAACGUCAUAUUUUAAUCUCGUUAAUCUCGAGGCCCAUCAAGGAAAAAUGCCGUGCUGGAGUUAGUUAGCUUGCAGAUGCUGCUUGAGGUAAUGACGCAACGUCUUAGGAACUAUUUUGGCGACGCAGGAGAAAAACGUCAGCGAAGAACGUAAGUCUGAUGAACGUCAGUGAAGAACGUAAGUCUGAUGAACGUCAGUGAAGAACGUAAGUCUGAUGAACGUCAGUGAAGAACGUAAGUCUGAUGAACGUCAGUGAAGAACGUGAGUCUGAUGAACGUCAGUGAAGAACGUAAGUCUGAUGAACGUCAGAGAAGAACGUAAAAGUCACGAAAGAAGGAAUUACGUCAUUGCGUUAUUCUGGCGACGCUUGAGAAGAACAUACGUUAAAAUAAGAACUUUAUUUUUGCGUUGUCAAGACGACGAGGUGACGCCAGAGGGAUUAGGGAUUGUUGUUAUGAUUGUUGUUUUAUUGUUAUUAUUAUUGAUAAUAUCAUCAAUAUGAUUAGUAUUAUCAUCACUGAUAAUAUCAUUGAUAUUGUUAUCAUUAAUACUAUUAUUAUUAUUAUUAUCACUAAUAUUAUUAUUAUUAUUAUUAUUUUCAUUACCAUUAUUAUUAUUAUUAUUAUCAUUAUUAUUAUCAAUUAUUAUCAUUAUUAUCAUUAUCAUUAUUAUUAUUAUUAUUAUUAUCAUCAUUAUUAUUAUUAUUAUUAUUAUUAUUAUUAUUGUUAUUAUCAUUAUUAUUAUUAUUAUAUUUAUCAAAAUUAUUUUCAAUGACGGAAGCAUGAAUUGGCCGGUCUGUUGACGAAGAGAACAAAUUAUUAUUAUUUUCUUGAUAAUAAUUUGCAGGACUGAAAAGAUGCAACUGAAAAGAGUGAUGUUUGCGAAGGAAGAAAUUGGCCAUCCUUUAGUGAUUGAAAAAAAUAAAUAAAUAGACAAGAGAAUAAGCAUAGACCGAUAAAUGUAUUUAAGAAGUAAAGGAAACAGUAGGAGACAGUUGUGUUGGAAAGAGGUAAUUGAUAACUUUAAGGGGCAUUAUAUAGUUCGAAAGGAAAUAGAGACGAUAAUUUUGAAGAGACAAAAAAAAAGAAAAGAAAAGAAAAAUGAAGGAAUUGAAGAAAAUAUGAACGAAAGGAAGUGCAGAAAAUGAAGGAGGAGACUAAAGGAAGAAGAAGAGGAAGAAGAAAAAAAACGUUAUCAAGAACUCUGAAAGCCGUGCCAAAAAUAUAUGAAAGAAAAUAUGGAACAGUAUAAUACGAUUUUUUGUUGUAUAUAUAUAUGUAGAAAAGGCGUAUAGCUCUCUGUGAUAGCGGAAACAUGUACAAUAUUGUUUAAUAAUGUUACUUGUAUUUUAUAAAUAUUUAUAUAGGUUUCAUUCUAACGGAUGUCAGUGCCUAUUAUAUACCUUUUUUCAUAAAAAAAUUAAAAUGUCAUACAAAAAUGUACCCAAAUGUCAUUAAUGUCUCAAUUAGGACACUAUGUAUUCCUUUGUUUACUGUUAAAAUGCAUAAAAAUGAUAAAAAAAAAUCAUUUAUGUAAACAUUUACGUUCAUGGUAUGUGAUAUAUAGAUAAAUGUUUGUUCACAGUGUAUUUUGCAAAGAACUGUUGUACCUUUGCCUAUGAACAUAUAUUUUGACAUGGGCAUUUUUUUUUACUCCAUGUUAAUAAUAAGAGGGACAAUAAAAGAAGAAUCUAUGAAACUAAAAUUAUAA
Molecule: messenger RNA, 5881 nt
Organism: Penaeus indicus
Lineage: Eukaryota; Metazoa; Arthropoda; Malacostraca; Decapoda; Penaeidae
Exons: 14
Coding region: 885-3818 (977 amino acids)
Biological process (GO): transmembrane transport
Molecular function (GO): transmembrane transporter activity
Source: RefSeq, a predicted model, not a curated record